CACUCACAACAAUCCACUUGGGCUUCCAAGAAAAUGCGCAUGAGAGAGAAAGUUCGCACCAUGUUUUACCAUGCCUAUGACAACUAUAUGACUUAUGCAUUUCCGCAUGAUGAGCUAAAGCCACUCUCCAAAACGUACACUGACUCCUUAAGUGAGCUAGGAAAUUUGAAGCUUGAACAUUUACCUCAAGACUACAAUGGAUCUGCCCUUACACUUAUCGAAUCGCUGUCAAGCCUUGUUAUUAUGGGAAACAAUACUGAAUUUGAGAAGGCAGUGCUCUGGCUUUCCGAAAAUCUAAAAUUUGACGUUGACGCACGCAUAAAUCUUUUUGAGUGCAACAUAAGAGUUCUAGGAGGACUUGUCUCUGCUCAUUUACUUGCAUCUGAUUCUUCAAAGAAGUUGUUUCAAGGGACUUACAAUAAUCAGCUCCUAUUUCUGGCUGAAGAUUUAGGGAAACGCUUUCUACCGGCAUUCGAUACGCCCACUGGAUUGCCAUAUGCGUGGAUUAACUUAAAGUAUGGAGUAAUGGAGAAUGAGACUACAGAAACAAGCACUUCAGGAUGUGGUUCACUGAUUCUUGAAAUGGGUGCUUUAUCAAAAGUGACCGGUGACCCUAGGUAUGAAUCUGCAGCUUUGCGAGCCCUUCGUAAGCUAUGGAGCAUGCAGAGUUCAUUACGUUUAUUUGGAACCACAUUAGAUGUGGAAACUGGGGAAUGGAUUGAAUUUUCAUCAGGUAUUGGAGCAGGGGUUGAUUCCUUUUAUGAGUAUCUACUUAAAGCUCAUAUCCUAUUCGGGAAGGAGGACUUUUGGAGAAUGUUUAAUUCUGCUUAUGUUGCUGUGCAGAAAUAUUUCAGACAUGGUCCUUGGUAUCAUGAAGCUGAUAUGAGAACAGGAAAAGCAACUUACUGGCAGCUUACAAGUCUUCAAGCAUUUUGGCCUGGUCUACAGGUUCUUAUUGGGGAUAUCACAGCCGCCAAUUCAUCUCACCGUGAGUUCUUCCAUGUGUGGAAGAGAUUUGGUGUGCUACCUGAGCGGUAUUUGCUGGACCACCGGAUGAUUCACCCUACUGAAAAAUAUUAUCCGUUACGUCCUGAACUCGCCGAGUCAACAUUCUAUUUAUAUCAAGCAACUAAAGAUCCAUGGUAUAUUGAAGUGGGUGAAACAAUAGUUAAUUCCCUUAAUCUAUACACCAAAGUAGAAGGUGGUUUUGCAAGCGUCAAGGAUGUGACAACUAUGCAGUUGGAAGAUCAUCAACAUAGUUUUUUUCUUGCUGAAACGUGCAAAUAUUUAUAUCUCCUAUUUGAUGAUUCGUUUGUACAUGAGACUAACUAUGUAUUUACCACCGAAGGGCAUCCCCUUCCUGUACUAAACGCAUGGCAUGAGAAGCUUCCAGAAACUUAUAUUCCUACUAAUUGGACUUUCAUGAAGAGACAACCAGCAGCGAGUCGAAUCAGUUCAAUGUCUUUGCAAGUUUGCCCUGCCAUCACAUUGAAAUCAGGCCAACACAUUGAGAGUGCAUGCCACAUCCCUGAUGCGCGUAGUGAUUAUAGAUGUUUGACUGACGAAGAUUGUGGAGUCGAUUCCACGACAUGUACACGAAGAUCUUGUAGCAUGGCUGGUUAUUGUGGAUUAUGGAUCUUUUAAUCAUGGUACCUUGUUUAGUUGAUUUGUUUUAGGUACAGAAAAUGUAAGUCAGAAUCAGUAUACAAACCACUGAAACAACUAAUGAGCACCAGUUUAUGUCACAGGAGUGAGAGUUAUUUGGUAGGUACACAUUUGAUUAUUCUUUUAGCAUAUAAUAGCUUUUUAUUCGGAUUAUAUGAUGCAUUGAAUAGUUGUAUUCCUUUUCCUUAGAUCAGUUCAGCAACCAUGAUAAGGAGGAGAGAAAAUAAAAACAUCACUGGGAGAAGUUGGAUUAUGAGAAUGAGUAUACAGAAAGUGAAUAUAACAUUCUUUCUACCUAUUUCUCAUCUUUUUUAGGAUUUGUCCGUGGAUUUGAAUGAUUUGAUGUAUAUUUAUCAUUGACCAAAAGUGA
This is a messenger RNA of Arachis duranensis, 2035 nucleotides long. RefSeq names its product alpha-mannosidase I MNS5. Gene Ontology annotation, cellular component: endoplasmic reticulum; membrane. Lineage: Eukaryota; Viridiplantae; Streptophyta; Magnoliopsida; Fabales; Fabaceae. Gene Ontology annotation, biological process: carbohydrate metabolic process; endoplasmic reticulum mannose trimming; mannose trimming involved in glycoprotein ERAD pathway. Gene Ontology annotation, molecular function: mannosyl-oligosaccharide 1,2-alpha-mannosidase activity; calcium ion binding. The record is from RefSeq and is a predicted model, not a curated record.